GGUGUACUUCCGGUUGAGAUAUAAACUAUAAACCUGCGUAACCGUGUCAAGCUUGGAUGAAUAACCCGGCAUAAAAAGUAGGGAUCGCCUCUGUUGGAGCGGGCGGUGUUGCGUGUGAAAAUCCCGUUGUAAACUGAAAAACCCACAGCAGCUGUUGAGCAUCAUACAAGUUGGUUUGACGACACCACAGUAAAAGCGCAAUUUCAAAAUUCGCACAACACGUAGGGUAGGAUAAAUGACAGGAGAGUAGCGGAGGCGGCAUGUCAGCAUUACAGUUCGCGGACGAUAUCGUCCGUGAUUACCUGCGUUACCGAGGUUUCCCUUCGUCUCUCAAAGCUUUUGACACAGAGCUCAAAGCAGACAAGGACAAAGGUUUUCGUCCCGACCGUCUUGUGGAGCAUUUCUCUGGCUGUAUGGAAUCUAUGGACCUUGCUGGACUGCGGGAUUUGUGGUGCCACCUGGACAGCCAUGUCUUUCGACGUCUCGAACAGACAUUUCUGCCCACGGUGCGCAAGCUGGAGAUGGCCCUGUUGCGUCUCUAUGUGGUCACCUGCAUUGCCAAUGGUCGCCAGGACAAAGUAACGGAGUUUUUCGACAAAAUGGCUCCUGAGCUCCAUGGUCAGGCAGAGUGGAAAGAGUGGUUCGCCAUCCCGUUCCUGAAGGGCGUAGAGGACAAUCCCACUUUCCAGGUGUUUUUUACGCGUCACUGGCAGGACAUGACGAUGGUCUCCUUGCGCAACUUCCUCAGCGUUGUCUACCAGAGCAUGGCCUUGCCUAUCCUGUUGAGCUACGAAGAGGACCUCAACAGAAUGCAGGCCUUGCAAGAGGAAAAUGAAGCUAUCAAACAACAGCAACCGUUGGAAGGACGCGAAGCGGAGGGGCCCCAGGAGCCCAUGGACGAUUUCUACGUCAUUGCCCAGGAGCCCUGCAUCCCGGAAGGACGCAAAAUAAUUCCCUCUUUCAUUCGUAACUUGGGCGGCCUUCCCACAUCGCCCAUCUUGGGACGCAAAGUCGAUUGCAAGCGCACCGAGGAAUCCGUGAAACGCAAACAGAAGCAGCCUACCAUUGUUGCGGACACUAAGUCCUCGCAGGUAGAAAGCAGCUCCGCAGAGACGACGACGACGACGAGCGACAAGCUGCUCUUGCUCAAUGAGGAGGAAUAUAAUGAACAUCAAUCGUGCAUUACUCAUUGCAAAUUUGACAACAGUGGUAUGAUUGCAAGCGCAGACGUGGACGGUGUUAUCAAAGUAUGGAGUCCCCUGGCAAAGACCCUUGCCACGGUCGUAUCCAAGAGCAGCAUAACUGCAUUGGAGUGGGUUCACAAGAAUUUGCUCAUGUACGGCUCCAAAGCAGGCAACUUACGGCUGUAUGACACCAAAGAGAGGAGAGUUCUCUUUGACAUUGUUCCCGAGUCAAGCUCUGUCCUCAAAGAACAUAGUGUGGCCUGCCUGGCAUGUAGUCCUGUUGAGCCUGUGGUGGUGAGUGCUCUGCGUUGGGAACUGCAAGCAGCUGUGCCUGGACGGGGGAAGCUGCUCUUGUGGGAUCUCAAGAGUAAACAACUUCAGGGUCAACUGAAAUGCGAAUCUUCCAUCAACUGCUGCAUUUACAGCCGCAAUGGACAGCUCCUCCUGUGCGGUACAGCUGCUGGCAUGGUCUGUUUGUACGAUGUCCGAAUGCACGAGUGCGUCUCUUCCUGGGCAGCACACGACGGGCCCGUCUACUCGAUCCAGUUGAAUGCCAAUGAAGCCACCUGCUACACUAUGGGCUCGGAUGGAAAUCUUGCCCAGUGGAACGUGUACAAGACUGGACAGAAGGUAUCUGAAUUUGGCCUUCAUCCGGGCUGCACUGGGCCCCCGUCGUUCCGGCCUUGCGGGAAGCUUUUCUCCUUGAGUGCCGAUGGUGAGCACAUGCUCACUUGUGCCCCCACUUCAGGAAUCAUAUACAAGGUGGAUGCGGGAGGUUUCUCGCAAGUGUUAAACGUAGGCAAACACAAGAGUCACGUGCUGACUGUUGACUGGUCUCUGGCUGGAAACUGCAGCGUGUGCAGCACUGCAUCUGCGGACGGCUCCAUAUCACUGGCUACUUUACUGAAACAAUAAACUUUGCUUCCUACCA
Molecule: messenger RNA, 2115 nt
Organism: Ornithodoros turicata
Lineage: Eukaryota; Metazoa; Arthropoda; Arachnida; Ixodida; Argasidae
Product: WD repeat-containing protein 91-like
Exons: 17
Coding region: 261-2099 (612 amino acids)
Biological process (GO): early endosome to late endosome transport; negative regulation of phosphatidylinositol 3-kinase/protein kinase B signal transduction
Cellular component (GO): extrinsic component of endosome membrane; early endosome membrane; late endosome membrane
Molecular function (GO): protein binding; phosphatidylinositol 3-kinase inhibitor activity
Source: RefSeq, a predicted model, not a curated record